GUCUGAACAAUAAUGGCCGCCCUCGGAACGAUACCUGGAACGGGCAGCAGCAGAAGAUUCAUACCGGGACAUGAUAGCUGACCGAAAAUAAACUAAAAUAUCCAGGUACUCCCUCCCCUACCCGGCUACAGAACGGAUGGGAAGAGGGGGUCGAGCCCAAACGACUUUGAGGAACGAAAGACAGGGACAAGUUAAGCGGUUGGCAGACAAGUGAAAGAAAGCAAGGCAACACCGCACAGUCAAGCUAGCAAGGGGAACGCAGACAGGCAUAGUUUGGCAAAGGGUGGGCAGGACAUCGGGCGCUUUGAAAACGACGAAACCUCGGGGCUGUUGCUAGCAUGAGUGGACCUGGGCAGGACAGCGAACCGGAGGCGAAAGUCCUUCACAUCAAGCGUCUGUACAGGGCUGUAGUGGAAUCUGUUCAUAAGCUGGAUGUCAUCAUCAGCAACAAGUCAUCAUACAGGGAGGUGUUCAAGCCAGAGAAUAUCAGCCUGCGCAACAAGCUGCGGGAGCUCUGUGUGAAGCUGAUGUUCCUGCACCCGGUGGACUAUGGCCGCAAGGCUGAGGAGCUGCUCUGGAGGAAGGUCUACUAUGAAGUCAUCCAAGUCAUUAAGACCAACAAGAAGCACAUUCACAGUCGCAGCGCUCUCGAGUGUGCCUACAGAACUCACCUGAUUGCGGGCGUGGGAUUCUACCAGCACCUGCUGCUCUAUAUCCAGUCUCACUAUCAACUGGAGCUGCAGGACUGUAUAGACUGGACACAUGUCACCGACCCGCUUAUCGGUCGGAAGAAGCCGGUGUCAGCCUCCGCCAAAGAGAUGGAGUGGGCCCAGAUGGCCUGUCAUCGCUGCCUGGUGUACCUGGGGGAUCUUGCACGCUACCAGAAUGAGCUGGCGGGUGUGGAGGCGGAGCAGCUGGCGGAGCGCUUUUACCACCAGGCCCUGUCCGUCACGCCACACGUCGGAAUGCCUUUUAACCAGCUGGGUACCCUAGCAGGAAGUAAAUUCUACAAUGUGGAAGCCACCUACUACUACCUUCGCUGUAUACAGUCGGAGACGCCCUUUGAGGGCGCCUAUGGAAACCUGAAGCGUUUAUUUGACAAGGCAGCCAAGAUGUAUCACCAGGUGAAGAAGCAGGAAAUGAAGAAGCUUUCACCCUCACGUCAGCGGUCCAGAGACAUCAAGCGACUUCUGGUGAGCUUCAUGUACCUGCAGAGCCUGUUACAGCCCAAGAACAGCCUACUGGAAACAGAGUUGACAUCUCUAUGCCAGUCAGUGCUGGAGGACUUCAACCUGGUGCUGUUUUACCUGCCCACACCUGCACAUAGCACUGCAGCCGCCGGCGAGGAAGAGGAGGAGCAUGAUGUUGGCUGCUCCUUUCUGCCUGACACGCUGGUCUUCAAGAUGGUGGUCACCUGCCUCAUGGUGGUUCACAGCCUCAAGAGGGCAGGUGCUAAACAGUACAGUGCAUCUAUAGCCUUCACACUGGCCCUGUUCUCACACCUGGUCAACCACGUCAACAUCCGCCUGCAGGCCGAACUGGAGGACGGAGAAAGCCAGGUGCCACCACUUCAUACUGACAACACAGAUGACCCAGAACUAAGAGAGACCACAGAACCAAUGACAUUAGAUGAAGGGGGUCUGCCAAACGGCACAGGGGGAGAGGAUGAAGAAGAGGAGGAAGAGGAGGAGGAGGAGGAAGAUGAGGAGAGAGGUGAAGGAGAGGUGGGAGACAGUGGUGGCAGGAUGAAAGCUGGAUCAAAGAAAGGUGCUGGAAAGAAGCUGGAGGAGGGGAAACAGAAGCAGAAGAAGAAAUACUCCCGCCUGUCCAUGCUGCGGCGGCGCCGCUGUGCCCGCAAGGAGGAUGAGAGUGACCUGAGUGAGGGAUUCGAGAGUGAUGAAGAGGAGGAUUACGAGGAGAGGGGGCAGGCGGACAGCCCGGGGGCUGCGGGGCCCCCCGCCAGCACCCCUUCCAUGGGGAAGGAGGGGAAACGAGACCGACUGGCCGAAGAGGGGAGCUGGGAGAGCGGCUCGGAGGAGGAGGAAGGAGGGACGGCCUUUGACGUGGAAACAGACUCUGACAUGAACAGCCAGGAGUCCCGCUCCGAUCUGGAGGACAUGGAGGAUUCGGAGAGCCUUCCCCGGGACUCGCAGCAGCAGCAGCAGCAGCAGCAGCAGCAGCAGCAGGAGGAAUCCCCCAGGGAGGAGCGCUCCACCCCCCCAGCCACUAACGGCCCCUUGCUGCCUAGUGACCCCAGCAUCACCAGUAACUUGCAGGCCAUGUCUUCCCAGCUCUUCCAGGCCAAACGCUGCUUCCGUCUUGCCCCGACCUUCAGCAAUGUGCUGCUGCGUCCCCAGAUGGCCGCCCCCCCUGCCCCCGACUCCGCCCCCUCACAGGAGGCAUCCGCUCCAUCUGAGGACACGCCCCGCAAUGUCAGCCCUAGCACAGCCAAUGGAACAAACGACAACGAGAUUGAAUCUGACUCCGAGGGCAGUGUGCACAGUAACCAGUCAUGUCACAGUGAGAAGACCCUCUCAGAGAGACUGGAGAUUCUGACCAAUCAGGGCCUGAUCCAGGUCGUAAAAGUGUUUGUGGAUUGGCUGAGAACAAACACUGACAUCAUUGUCAUGUGUGCACAGAGUUCUCAGAGCCUGUGGAACAGACUGUCUGUGCUGCUCAACCUCCUACCUGAUGGGAGCAAGAUGCUAGAAGCAGAGCUGGGCUUGAACAAGGAAGUGACGGAGCUGCUGAACGAGUGCGAGCAGCCCAGCCUGACGCAGACCCUGCUCCUGCCCGAAGACCUGGCGCUGCGCCACCUGCCCGCCCUCAGCCUGGCACACCGGCGGCUGGACUUCACCCGCGAGAGACCCACGCUCAGCCCGCUGCAGGAGUGUGUAGUGCGGCUCUGCUGCAUUCGCAGUUUUGGCCACUUCCUCACCAAUCUCCAGGGCAACGUGCUGCACUUCAACCCGGAGGCGGGAAUCUUCACCAGCAUCAGCCAAUCGGAACAGGAGAACCUGGUGCAGCAGGCCAAGGCCCAGUUCCGCAUGGCUGAGGAGGAGGCCCGUCGGAACCGGCUGAUGAGAGACAUGGCCCAGCUCCGCCUGCAGUUGGAGGUUUCCCAGCUGGAGGGCAGCCUGCAGCAGCCCAAGGCCCAGUCCUCCAUGUCCCCCUAUCUGGUGCCCGACACGGCCGCCCUCUGCCAACACCUGGGCAUCCUGCGGCAACUAGCGGGGAGCGGCUGCUUCAUCAUCAUCAUCCCCCGCACAGUGAUUGAUGGUCUGGAUGUGCUGAAGAAAGAGAACGCAGGAGCGAGGGAUGGAAUCCGAUUCCUGGAGUCAGAGUUUCGCAAGGGCAACAGAUACAUCCGCUGCCAGAAAGAGUCUGGAAGGAGCUUUGAGAGAGACAAGCUGAAACGGCUGGACAUCGAGGCCUGGCACCUGUACAAGAUGGUGGACAGCUGCCGCCAGUUGACCGUCUCCCAGAGCAACGGGGACGAAGACACGGCAGGCAUGGUCACAAUCCUCACGGGACAGACUACAGAGGACUUAGCGGCGCGUUCCCCAUCCAUGAAGUCUGCUGUCCAGGCGGUGGCUGCGGCAGGCAUGGAGCUGAAGAACAUUGUGGAGUUUUACCGGCAGUGGAAGGAGAUCGGCUGAAAGCAUGAGGGGACGAGGUCGGCACGGCAGUCAGCUGAUCACACACUCACUCCCUCUCUCUCUCUCCCACUAUUUUGCUCUGUCUGUAUCCACGUCUCCAGGGAACAUAACUAAAGAAAGAAAGAAAAGAAAGAGAAAGAGGGUGGAAAAGUGCAACAGUAGGGGAAAGAAAAGCAAGAAAUGGGCCUGGGGGUUAAAAAACAUCGCAGAUCCCUACCCCAACUACUCCAACAAAAGGAAAGGAUUCCAGAAGCUGGGGUGGGGUGUGCAAGGGGGACAAACUAACAACAAAGUGCCCCCUUUACACAAUAUAUCCAGGUAUAUACUGUGUAUGGAUAAAUGAGUAUAUACAUGCUGAGAGAGAAACACACAGAUACACACAUAAAUAUAUAUUUAGAGAAGUGCUUUUGUAUUUUCGUUUCAUUCUUUUACCCUGAGUUUUUGUUGAGAUGAGAGGAUACAAUCAAGAAGCCUGUGUUGAGUUUGCAUGGCUACAGCAAAGGUUGUAACAGAAACCUGAAAGAACGAGAGAGAGAAAAAAAUGUCCCUGGUGAAGAGUCCUAUAUCUGUCCAGCUUUCAGCCUGAAAACCUACAGGGACUUGUAGCUUAAAGGGUAACCAAGGAUUCAGGUCAAUGGAUGUACACAUCUUAGGGAUUGUUUCUCUCUUAUGUGGCUGAUCUUUUUUUUUUUUUUUUUGCUGUGUACUUUUGUGACUGGUGACUAAAGUAUUGUAUUGUCUGUGUAUGGAGGGGGAAGAUGUACAAUGGCAGGUUGUGCCCUGGCUGUUUGAAUUCGAUUUUAUUUUUUUAUGUCGUACUGUAAAUUUUGCUUUUGUAAGCUGUGUUAUAAAGAAACGGAAAUUACGGGGAUCGGGUCAGUGUCUUGUAUGUUCCUGAAACACUCAUCAUGCCUCUGUUUUGAAAACAUUCGGGCUUCCUGCCAAGGCAAAGCCCUUGUGGUGGGCUGGAGUCCUUUGAUCAAUCUCGCGCCACAGAUGGGGCCAAGGAGACGGCAGGCCACCGACUGCUCCCAAAGUGCGGUCCAGUUGCAUUGCCAGUCUCAGCAAACCCCCUUCACCCAUCUACCAUCACUACUCCAUCGUUCCUGUCUUAUAAUGCACUGUGCAGAGGAAUCCAACGUGUGUGUGGC
Megalops cyprinoides (Indo-Pacific tarpon) is the source of this 4810-nucleotide messenger RNA. RefSeq names its product SMG5 nonsense mediated mRNA decay factor (gene smg5). The transcript is spliced from 22 exons. The record is from RefSeq and is a predicted model, not a curated record. Gene Ontology annotation, cellular component: telomerase holoenzyme complex. Gene Ontology annotation, molecular function: telomeric repeat DNA binding; telomerase RNA binding; protein binding. Gene Ontology annotation, biological process: nuclear-transcribed mRNA catabolic process, nonsense-mediated decay. NCBI's taxonomy places the organism in Eukaryota, Metazoa, Chordata, Actinopteri, Elopiformes, Megalopidae. The coding region runs from base 339 to 3659 and encodes 1106 amino acids.